Contarinia nasturtii (swede midge) is the source of this 4276-nucleotide messenger RNA. It is a transcript of the gene Syp, whose product is annotated as heterogeneous nuclear ribonucleoprotein R. The record is from RefSeq and is a predicted model, not a curated record. Lineage: Eukaryota; Metazoa; Arthropoda; Insecta; Diptera; Cecidomyiidae. Gene Ontology annotation, cellular component: ribonucleoprotein complex; nucleus. Gene Ontology annotation, molecular function: mRNA binding. Bases 1849 to 3840 code for a protein of 663 amino acids. The transcript is spliced from 14 exons.
AUUGUUGCACUAGUAAAGUUGAGCGCGGACGAUUAAGAGCUACUGCAAAUCGCCGCCGUCUUCAAAAAAUAAGCAGUAUAAUUUUAGAAUCUUUUUAGCACACACAAAAUUUUUUUACAAGCAACACCAAGUUUUGAUCGAAAAACGAUACUACAAUAUAUACACACAAAUUUGUAUUUCCACAAGAAUCGAUAUUAUAAUAAAACGGAAAAAAAAUAAACUAAAUAUAUAUUCGACACGACGACGAUCAUCAUAAUUUAUAUUAUAUUGCAAAUAUAUUUUCAACAAGAGAGAUCCAGAUUUAAAAAAGAAAAAAAUACAAGAGUCCACAAACGAGAAGAAUUUAAGAGAAAAAAAGGAUUAACAAAGCGUGUGAACACCAAACAUAUUUUAGUGACAUUAUUAUAAUUAUUAUUUUGUUCAUUUCUAAAUGAAUUCAAUUGUGCAAAACAGUCUUGUGAAUGAUGCAAACACGAAACUUUACAAUUGUAUACAAUAAGUAGACUGAGGCUAAGAAAUCGCUUAGAGUUCAAACGUAAAAAACCAGGCCGCCAAUCUAAUGUUGUUCAUAUCUUUAUUUCAAUUCGCGGACAAUUUUUAUGUGAAUCAUUAACAAAUUAUAUAAUUAUUUUACUGCAUCUUAAGUGCGAUCGAAUUGAAAGAGAGGUAAAAAAAAUAAUAAGAAGAAGACAGAACGAAAGACAUAUAAUAAAACAAAGGACAAAUGCUUACCGUGAAACUAUAAUAAAACAUUGUGAUCUGGUGGAAUAAAAUAUACUUUACCGAUUUAAGUGCUUUCCUAAUCCGUGUUACUAAUCUUUACCGCUUACAUACGUAAUUGCAUUUGUGUUUCGGUUCGGUAUUUUUUACGUUUUGGUGUACGAAGCAAAUGAAAUAUUCUUCGUUCGGAAAUAUGUGCAUAUAGUAUCUAUACAAUCGUAGAGAAAGAGAAAUCGGAACUGAAAAGUGUGAAAGAUAGAUCCGGCAGACAGACGGAAAUAACAACAAGAACAAAAAAAGAUCAUACGAACUGAACACACAUAUAAUAUAUAUGAAAGAAGAAAAAGAAAAAAAACUCAGUUACCGCAUCGGACAAUGAAAUUAUGGUGCAAAAAUAAUGAAUGAAUAAAAACGUCAAAAAAAAAAGAAGAUAUUCGAUGGAAAUUGAGAGAUGAGACCAAAAAAGCGGUCAGUGGAUAAUAGAGGAAAAAUUAAAAUUAAAAAAAAGGAAAAGAGUUGUUAAGGGUCGCGAGAACUGCAUACAAGUCGAAAAUCCGUCCUACUACAAAGCUACAACCGCCAAAUGCCAUCCGAAAUUACAGAAAACAUAACAUUACGUUCGGGAUCAACGAAUGGGGAAAUAGUAUUAUCGUUAAAUUACAGAUAAAACAAACAAACACGCGAAAUUUUAUAAACCGUACGAAACUUAAAAAGUCUCGCGCCGAAGCUUUUUUUUUUGUUAUUAUUUGGUUGUACUUUGAAUUUAAUGACUGCAGCAUAGUGAAACUAGUACAAACGGAAACCAUUCAUAUAGAGACUGUUGUGAAGAGUCAUUCAUUCUGGUUGGUCUUUUUUUUAUUUCAUCUCUCCUUCUCGUAAACCUUCAAUUCAGUUGCGCAGUCUGAAAUCAUUGGAAAAGCACAACUAUUCGCGCCACUACCGAAAACUACAGUUUCGUUAGCGCUUAUGUAUCGCUAUAAAAACGAUACAACCGUGGAGUGAAUACAACACAUAAAUAGACAAGUGAACAAACUCACACACGCUUCACAACGUGAAAAUAAGGCAACAUCGUCGGAUCGUCAAAAUUAAUACAUUUAGGCUCAAGCUGAAAGCAAUAUAACAUUAGAAAUGGCUGAAGGAAACGGAGAAAUUAUUGAAGAAAUGGCAACAACCCAAAAAACCGAUGGCAACGGUGAACCCGAGCGGACAGCAGAUUACCCAAAACUAGUUGAAUAUGGACUAGACAAACGAGUGGCAGCCAAAUUAGACGAUAUAUAUAAAACUGGAAAAUUAGCCCAUGUAGAAUUAGAUGAACGUGCUUUGGAUGCGCUUCGCGAAUUUCCUGUUGAUGGUGCCUUAAACGUAUUGAGCCAAUUUCUCGAAUCGAAUUUGGAACAUGUAUCAAACAAAUCGGCAUAUUUAUGUGGUGUUAUGAAAACAUAUCGACAGAAGAGUCGAGCCAGUCAACAGGGUAUUCCGACACCAACCGCCACAGUAAAUACAAAAGGACCAGACGAAGAAAAAAUAAAAAAAAUCCUAGAACGAACUGGAUACACACUCGAUGUUACAACAGGUCAAAGAAAAUAUGGUGGCCCUCCACCGAAUUGGGACGGACCUACGCCUGGCAAUGGUUGUGAGGUGUUCUGUGGAAAGAUACCAAAAGACAUGUUCGAAGAUGAAUUGAUUCCAUUAUUCGAAAAAUGUGGUACAAUAUGGGAUCUGCGUUUGAUGAUGGAUCCAAUGACUGGAACUAAUCGUGGAUAUGCAUUUGUUACAUUUACCAAUCGAGAAGCUGCACAAAAUGCUGUAAAGGAGCUCGAUAACCAUGAAAUUAAACCCGGCAAAAGUUUGAAAAUUAACAUAAGCGUACCGAAUCUACGCCUUUUCGUAGGAAAUAUACCCAAAUCAAAAGGCAAAGAGGAGAUUUUAGACGAAUUUGGUAAACUAACAGCCGGUCUUGUUGAGGUGAUCAUUUACAGUUCACCUGACGAUAAGAAGAAAAAUCGUGGAUUUUGUUUCUUGGAGUAUGAAUCACAUAAGGCAGCAUCGUUGGCCAAACGAAGACUCGGAACUGGACGCAUUAAGGUCUGGGGUUGUGAUAUUAUUGUCGAUUGGGCCGAUCCUCAAGAAGAACCAGAUGAAUCAACAAUGAGCAAAGUGAAAGUAUUAUACGUACGCAAUUUGACACAAGAUAUAAGCGAAGAAAAGCUGAAAGAAAGCUUUGAACAAUAUGGAAAAGUGGAACGUGUUAAGAAAAUUAAAGAUUAUGCAUUUGUGCAUUUUGAGGAUAGAGAUAAUGCCGUUUUAGCUAUGCGUGGUCUUGAUGGCAAAGAACUAGGAUGUUCGAAUAUCGAAGUUUCACUGGCAAAGCCACCGUCUGAUAAAAAGAAGAAGGAAGAAGUAUUGAGAGCGCGCGAACGACGUAUGCUACUUAUGAUGCAAGGUCGAACUGGCGUCGUAGGCAGCUUGUCACCUACACAUCCUGGCAUGAUACCACCACCGGGUUUGCCGCCAAUGAGAGGCGUAGGUGUAGCACCAGCUGGAGCACGAGUGCCAUUGCGGGGACCAAUGACACGAGGUGAUUAUGAUUAUGAUUACGACCUUUAUGGUUAUACUGAUUAUCGGGGCGGAUACAAUGAUUCUUAUUAUGAUGAUUAUUUUCGUUCAUACGAUGGAGAACAGUUUUUCGAAUAUACGGCGAAUAGUGGUACAGGGCCACAAAACACAAAUCAAAGAAACAACAGAAACAUAUCGGGAGUUGGUCAUUGUCGUGGAAUCAUAGUGCCUUCCCGAGCCGUUGGGCUCCGUGGCAUCAAUCUGGAGGAAUUACCUCAACGUCUCAACGUGGUAGCUCCAAUAACCGCGGCUUACCGUGGAAUACAAGCACAUCUCAACGUUCGUGGCACUCAGCGAGGCAAGCCACUGCCAAAUACAACAGUAGUCGGUAAACGUAAAUUUGAUGGCGGUCACCAAAAUCCAGGGGAUCCGAAGCGACGUUACGCAAGUGGCUUAAUUUUAGGAAAUGGUGGAAAUAAUUGGGGAAGUCAACCGUUGCCUCAACAACCAUUGGGUGCAAAUGGCGAACAAUGGUACACGGAUACAUAUGCAGCUUGGAGUUAAAAGGAAAAUAAUUUAAUGAAAAAAGAAGAUAAAAAUAAUAAUAAUAAUAAUAAAAAAUCACAAUAACACGUUUUUUCACAAUUGGUGAAGUAAAAGAGAUAAAAAAAUACACAUGUUGUUUGUGUAGAGCUGUACGAAGAAAACUAAGCAUGCAAAAUCAAGACAAAAAUGCGAAAAGAAGAAAAAAAAAAUUUGAAAUUAAUGAAAAUUCAUUGAAAAAGAAAAACCGAUAGACUGCGGAAAAUUCGCCUAAUUUCGUUUUUUGAUGUAGUUUAUUUGUUUUGAACAGAAAUAGCGUCUAUGUGAUUUUUCGUGUCUCACUUUAAUAUUACACAUAAUCCUUUUUCUCUAUUUCUUCUUCUUAUUUUUUUUUACUUUUAAUAAUUUUAAAAUUACACACACAUGAUAGUUUUUAAAAGUUUUCAAUAGAUCCAUA